Rana temporaria (common frog) is the source of this 2095-nucleotide messenger RNA. It is a transcript of the gene MDM4, whose product is annotated as MDM4 regulator of p53. Gene Ontology annotation, cellular component: nucleus. Gene Ontology annotation, molecular function: ubiquitin-protein transferase activity. Bases 122 to 1549 code for a protein of 475 amino acids. NCBI's taxonomy places the organism in Eukaryota, Metazoa, Chordata, Amphibia, Anura, Ranidae. The record is from RefSeq and is a predicted model, not a curated record. The transcript is spliced from 11 exons. Gene Ontology annotation, biological process: protein ubiquitination; negative regulation of apoptotic process; regulation of cell cycle.
UUACGGGCGGAAGUGCACUCUGCCUUCGUUUUACGGAGACAGGAUGUUCCGGCUCGUGUGUUUCAGUUGCAGAAAUUGAGACAAGAGACGAGUGUCAGUGGAACAAUGCGGUGCUCAGGGGAUGUUGUUGGACACGUUUAGGGUACUGUUAAAAUCAGUUAUCACUGCCACAAUGUCAGCUUCUACCUCUUCGCAGCAGUUGCUUGGGCUUCAUUCUUCUCAUAACAGGAUAGACAGCGAUGGGAAUGCGGUACGACCUCAGCCUGCAUUACUGAAGCUCCUUCACACAGCGGGAGCAAAAGGAGAUACAUUUACCAUAAAACAGGUUAUGCAUUAUUUGGGACAGUAUAUUAUGGUUAAACAACUGUAUGAUAAGCAGCAACAGCACAUUGUUCACUGUGGCACCGAUGAACUUGGAGCGUUAUUAGGCAUUACAAACUUUUCAGUAAAGGACCCAAGUCCUUUGUAUGAAAUGCUGAAGACGAACUUGUAUAGAGUGUCUUACACAGAUGCUGCUCAGAGUCCCUCAAGAGACCAAAGGCAGGAUUCGGGCGGUUUGGAGCAUCAGAAGAAUCCUGACGAAAAUAAAUUACAAGCGAUAGAUGAAACUAUUUUGGCUUCUUCACUUUGCAAGCGCCUUGCAGAAGAUAGUGAAGAUUCUGCUGUUUGCAAGCAAGCUCGCCUGGACAUCCCAUUUGAAGAAUGGGAUGGUGCUGGACUACCUUGGUGGUUUUUGGGAAAUCUCAGGUCAAACUAUGACCCUCAAAGUCAUGGAUCUACGGAUAUUCCAUCAAAUCAGGAUAUAGAUACAGCCCUUGUUUCGGACACAACAGAUGAUUUGUGGUUCUUAAAUGAAAAUCGGUCAGAUCAGAUUAAUGUAGAGGUGAAAAUGGAACAUAUAGACUCCCAAGAUAGUGAAGAUGAGAGUAAAAAAGUAUUUGAGGUGACUAUUUACAAAGAGGAUUUGGAGGACACACAAAGCCUGAGCGAUGAUACAGAUACUGAUAUUGGAUCAGAGGACUGUUGGCAGUGUACAAAUUGCCAUAAAUUUAACUCCCCAGGUAAACGUUACUGCUUCCGCUGCUGGGCUUUACGCAAGGACUGGUAUGCAGAUUGCCCCCGUCUUGUACAUACCCACUCCACACCAGCACUUCCUGCCAAGGCAAGUUCCCAAGAAAUCAACAGUGCUGUUGACAUUCCUGACUGCCGUAGAACAGUGUCUGCCCCAAUGGUUAGAGUUCGAGGACCUGAAAGUGUGUCGCACUUCUUGGAGCCACUGGACUUGGCAUCUAAUAUGGGAAGCCUUUCAGAAAGUACUGACACACUUUUCAGCUAUCAUUCAGAGGAAACCUCACUGGAGUCUACCCGUCCUUUUUUGGAGCUCUGCAAGCUCUGCCAGCAACGUCCACGAAAUGGAAAUGUGGUACAUGGCCGUACAGCUCACCUGGUGACAUGUUUUCACUGUGCACGUAGUCUGCAGAAGACUCAUAGUGGAUGUCCAGUGUGCAAAAAACCCAUACAGAUGGUGAUAAAAACAUAUGUGGCGUAACUAAUGUACUCCCCUUUCUUUUUUUUUGUCUUUUUUUUAGGUAAUGUUUGAUGAAGCUCUUGGAGCCUAUCACUAAAUGGCUUUCUAAUUUUUCGCAAUAUUCAAUGUUUGUCUUUUUCUUUUUAAAGCACCUUUUUUCUUAAAAAGAAGCAGGAGAGUGAUGAUGUGAAAUCUUUAUGUGUUUAUUUGGGUUAGUGGAAUGUUGCUCAUCCCACAGUCUCCAAUUUUUUGACAAUGCCCUAUCACUGCCAUAAAUGUUUUUUCCAUUGCAUUGUUUUACUUCGCGACCAUUAAAAUAUUUUGCAGUAUUUAUAAAAAUUUUACACCAUUGCAGAGAAUAUUUUAUUUAUAUCUAGACUUUGUUCUACACUAUAUAAUAUCUAUUUUUUUUCUGUGUGUGUCAGUGGCCAGUUGCUACAUGCUUGUCAUGACAGCUAAAAAUGUUUUAGUACCAAUUGCUCAGGCGUUUUUUUUUUCUAUCUGUAUUGUAAAAAAAAAAAAAGCUGUCAGACACAUUUUUUGGAAUAAAUUUAAUGGGCACAUUUA